UGCGCGGUAUGCAGCGGGACGUGGGCAGCCUGCCGCUGAGCCCCGCGCUGCGCGCCCGCCUGCUGGCAGCCGGCUUCCAAACAGCGCAGGAGCUGCUGGAGACCGGUCCGUGCGGGCUGAGCAAAGAAAUUGGGGUCUCCAAAGAAGAGGCACUGGAAGCAUUACAGGUUGUCAGGCAAGAAUGUGCUGGCGAUGCAGCAAAGACGGCUGGGGGGUCAGACAGCACCAGGAAGUGCACAGCUCUGGAACUUCUGGAAGAAGAGCAAGCGCAGGGCUUCAUCAUCACCUUUUGUUCAGCGCUGGACAACAUUCUGGGAGGUGGUGUGCAACUGACAAAAAUUACUGAGAUCUGUGGAGCACCUGGUGUUGGGAAAACACAACUAUGUAUGCAGCUGGCAGUGGAUGUCCAGAUCCCGGAAUGCUUUGGGGGUGUAGCUGGGGAAGCAGUGUUCAUUGAUACUGAAGGCAGUUUUAUGGUAGACAGAGCAGCGGAUAUUGCAGCUGCCUGCGUGCGGCAUUGCCAGCUUAUUGCUGAAGCUCAUCAAGAAGAAGAUCAUCUAAAAGCUUUGGAGACUUUUUCUCUGGAAAGUAUCCUUUCUCACAUAUAUUACUUCCGUUGCCGUGACUACAUAGAGCUUCUAGCACAGGUCUAUCUCCUCCCAGACUUUCUUUCAGAGCACUCAAAGGUCCGACUGGUGGUAAUUGAUGGAAUUGCCUUUCCCUUUCGCCAUGAUUUUGAGGACCUCUCGCUUCGAACACGGCUUUUGAAUGGUCUGGCACAGCAGCUGAUCAUCAUAGCAAAUGAUCACAAGGCAGCGGUUGUUCUGACAAACCAAAUGACAACCAGGUUUGGACAAAACCAGUCCAUGUUGGUACCUGCAUUAGGAGAAAGCUGGGGACAUGCUGCUACCGUGCGUUUAAUCUUUCACUGGGACAACACUCAGAGGUUGGCAACAUUGUACAAAUCACCGAGUCAGAAGGAGUCAACCAUACCAUAUAACAUUACAGUUAGUAUUUCUCUUGGGAUGGAGGUACAGAGAUGGGAACGAAGUGUUGGAUGUAAAGAAAUUGUCAGACCCUCAGGGCUUCCGAGAUGUGCAGCCUCCACCUGUCACCCAAAAUGCAGAAGGUACUGAAAUGAACCCUCGCAAACGGCCACGGAGAGAAGAGGAAAAGCAACAGUGAUUCAAAAGAACCAUUCCAAAAAGCUGUGCUGCAUGAGAACAACCAUGGAGAGAGCAUGCAGCCAGAGGCAGCCGGAGAGGUUCUUUAAAUUCCUACUCUGGACUUUAUUUUAUUGUUAAAACUGUAAUAUGAAUUUUUUUUCUGGCAGAAAAAUUACCUGUGUA
Molecule: messenger RNA, 1349 nt
Organism: Lagopus leucura (white-tailed ptarmigan)
Lineage: Eukaryota; Metazoa; Chordata; Aves; Galliformes; Phasianidae
Gene: RAD51C
Product: RAD51 paralog C
Exons: 9
Coding region: 9-1136 (375 amino acids)
Biological process (GO): reciprocal meiotic recombination; meiotic DNA recombinase assembly; DNA repair
Cellular component (GO): Rad51B-Rad51C-Rad51D-XRCC2 complex; Rad51C-XRCC3 complex; replication fork
Molecular function (GO): ATP-dependent DNA damage sensor activity; four-way junction DNA binding; crossover junction DNA endonuclease activity
Source: RefSeq, a predicted model, not a curated record